CACACAGGGCGGAGCACAAUUGGACCAGCGUUGUCGGGGUUAGGCCGUCAUUGUAAAUAAGAUUUUGUUCUUAACUGACUUGCCUAGUUAAAUAAAGAUUAAUAAAGUUGGCGGCAUGCACAUUUAACGUUGGUUUGCGGACUGCCAUUAUAAUUGACGAACAUCAAGCGAAUGCUUGACAUUUAUACAUCCGGUGAAAAUCUCAUUGUUCUAUUUGUGAUUCGCUUGGUGACAGGCGGCUCGGCUCCGGGACUGCAGCUGGGUGCAUCUUAGAUGCAGACAGAUGACAAUGGUUUGAAGUCUGGUUCGUUAAAUACCCAUUCAUUUUACAACGCACCAUAACAAUCAAGUUAGCUAACCAUGGCUAACGGUAAGUGAAAUUUGCAAUUCUUAGCUACUUGCAAUGCUAACGUUAGAUGGCUAGCUAGUCUUUAAUGUUUCAAAACUAAACGCAGCAAGCUAGCGUUUAAAUCAGUAAUAUUAUUGGGUGUGAAUUUAUUUGCUGGCAAGUUAAACAAAGUGUUUUAUGUUGCGAACGAAAAAGAGUUGUCUCUGAAUCAUGGAAGCGCAAAUGCUAUGUAGCUAGCUAGUUAGCCAGGUGCAGAUUUAGCAAGGUGGAUCUUGCUAAACCAAUCCCCCGGCUGCAAAGAUUGUUUUUGUAAACGAAUUCGGAAAAUAACCAAUCACGUCAAGUGUCUGUCCACAUUAGCCCCUUUCAAACGGCAUUGUUAAGCUUUAUCCCUGGAUUCACACUUGUGUAUUCCAAAGCCCUGGGCAAACGGACAAACGUAGCUUGCUGACGCGACCAACACUCUCAGCCACGCGACCAUUUGUUACAUGCAAGGCAUUUAUUCGCAUAUUAGGUCCCCUUGCUGCUAGCAUAGCAUUUUGUUUCCAAUAAUGUAUGUUUGAAAACAUUGCUGCCUCCUUUCCCUGACCUCGGAAACAAGGUUUCACUUUUGAAAUGUGAUCUUGCCCCUGCACAGAGAAUGUUGUUCACGGACGAGACAUCAACUUUUCUGAUCCAGGCAAAAGCAUGCAACAAUAUUAUCAUGGAUGGUAAUAUCUAGAUAAAUGUUAACAGAAUAAAUUAAUGAAAACCGACAAAUUGAGACCUGUGUGAAUGAAGCUAGCCACAAUAGUGGAUUUUGCGUUAGAGAGUGUAGGAAAAACAGCAGGUCCGAGACAAGGUAUGCUACUCAGUGACACAGAACACAACUGUAGAGUUUAAACAAAUAUUCGCGUUUUAGCUAAUUAUUUGAAAAACGAACUGCUUCAAAGACGAUGUCAUCCAUGAUGGACUGGCAUAGUUGUUAAUUACCUAUAUUAUCCUAAUGGUGAUGCACCUUUACACAUUUAAGUCAGCCCAACGCCCGCCUUGAUAUGUGCCAAAAAGGCAUCAAGUCAAUCGCUUGGCCUGAUAUAAGUAUAAAUACAGUAAAGUACACACUAAAAGAGUAAAAAAACAUGUAAGAAAAAUCGUGUUAAAAAAAUAAUAAUAGGCACAACUGCAGACUUCAAAGAAUAGGCCAGGGCAUUCACAGAGUUGGUCAGAUGGUGCCUGCUAAUGUCAUCGGCCUCCCCCUUUGCUUGAGGAACAAAAGAGGAAGGUAAGUAAGUAAAUCAAGUGAAAAGGAGACUGGAGUAGGACUUUAAUUUGUGCUCCUCCAGUUACACAACAUCCCUUCCUAUCUCUAAUUUGAUAGGCCUACCUGUAAAAUGGGAGGGGUGUCAUAUCCCCAUAACCAGAGAAAUUGGACAACAUUUACACACACUUUGGUUGAACUCAUACCUUGGUUGACUCAGCUUGGCGAUGCUACUUUCAGCUUGAUCUCAAUUAUUGGAGAGAGACCUCAUCGCUUUAUCAGGUAUGAAGGGGUCAAUGGUGCUUUUGUUAUUGUUAAGUUUUGUUGUAACUAGUACUCUUUGUAUGUUGGCCUAUGUUAAUUUAAUAGGCCUACAUUCAAUUUUAUUGGUAACAUACACAUUUAGCAGAUGUUAUUGCGGGUGUAGCGAAAUGCUUAUGUUUGUAGCUCCAACAGUGACAUGAGAUUUGAAUUUACAAAAUGGAGAGAACUUGACAUAAAUAGCUUCUCCUUGUCCGCUUAUUUAGAAGUAAAUGGAAAUAGAUAAACCUACCUCUUAAAUUAUUGCAUUGGAAUAUAAUUUCUCAAAUUGACCCCAACCCUGAGGCCUAAAUUCAACACUUAAAUGACAUGAGGAUCACACUGCGCAACAUGCAUUACGGUUCCAUAGGCUCUCCAAUUCACCUUCAUUUACAGUUUUACUCUGUUCAAGUAGACAGUUAUCAAUAGUUUGUUUCUUUGUUAUUAGUCAUUCAAAAUGUACAGGCCUACAGUAUUUGGCACCCUCUGCUGGUGAUUUGCAGGAUGUGCAAGGAUACACGUAAAAGGAGGGCUGCGAUUGCCUACUAUGAUCCAUUUUAUAGAGAGAAAUUGGCAUAACUUUAAAACUAGCAGAGAUCCAACUCUGGAACUUUGAUAUGCCUGUAGAGUAUGUUCAACAAUAUAUUGUAACGUUCCCAUUCAAAAUAUUUUAUGUUUGUUACAAAAACUUUCUUACCUUAGUUUGUCCUGGUGGUCGGUACUUCUAAUCUUCGUGCCUUAUAGUGGAUAAUAUUGUGCCCAUGUCAAACCGAGCUGGUAGCACAGGUCAUGCUGACCAGACUUGGCUUCAUGUCCACUCUCCUGGAGCCAGAGCUCCACAUCUGGAGGCAGAUGUUUAUGGGAUUGUGUUACCACAAGGCCUUGUCCCUGCCAUUGUCCAUCCAUCGAUCAGGCAGGGAAAAGGUUUAAAGAACUCCUCCAUGCUGCUCUGUUCAAAUGGACUGAGUAAAUCCUUAAUUACCAUUACCUGUAGCAUAAAGGAAUGACGUAAGUGAAAAUCACAAUUUCCACAACCAUGUUUUGCAAAGGACUAAAACCCUGGAAUGUCACAUGUAAUUAUUUGCAGGUCUUUGUACAUUACUUCCCACGUCGCAUUGACGUCGUAAAGGAUCCAAAGUACCAGUAGCAGAUGGCAUUGGAGUAUGAAGACCAAGCAUGGGAGCUAGGUGUGACUUGUGCCUUCCCACUGGUUCACCUGGUCCCACAAUAAAGUACACCUGAGUGAUGAUUAUGGGAUUGCAAUUUUGGCCAUGCUGAUCAGACACUUCGUUUGAGGGACUGCGGUGCAUGGCUGCUGCUAGGCCUACUUCUGCUGGGAUUUAAAGUGAUGGAAGUGGAGGCAAGAUUGGCCAGAUCUCCAAGACAACUACUUCUUGUGCACCCCCAGCAGGACCCCCUCUUGCAGCACCACCUGCUCCUCCAAUGACUGGCCUUGUGAUCCACAGUCAUGGGGGCAGAGGCAAGGUUGAACACCCAGCGGCUGUCGUUCCAUCAGUUCAGCUGUGUGGAGGCAAAUAAGUACUUUCAGCCGACUCGCAGGGUAUGUUAUUUACUGUUAUUGGUAGAAAUGUCAUCAAUAUAUGUUUAAGUGUGCAUGUGUUGAAAAGUAUUUAGUAAUCAAUGUGAAACCUAAAAUAUCCAUAUGAUUACAGGGUAAAGUGAACAGUGCGGUUAUCUGCAGCCCCAGGAUCACCCUUGAUGGUCAGUGUGACAGGGAGGUGGACGUUCAGUCACCUUUCUACCACACCAAUCUUUUUUUUUACUAAUCAACUGCUCAACAUUACCAAGAGUAUUAGAAUCUGGUCGAGAACAAAAUGUCGAACAGCCUGCAGCUUGUAAAGAGCAGGUGGGGGCAGCCCUGAUAGGUGAAGAGAAGCCCUGAUGGGUGAACUGUUAUUCUUCAAUCUACUUUAUUCUACAUUUUCUUGUAAGUAUUUCAUGGGUGUAUGUUGAUUUGUGUAUUUUCCAGGAGCUUGCUCGGUUGUCUUAUUAAAAAGAGAGCAGGGAAGAAUUUGUCAGUUUCUCCUAUAUUGGCUCAAAUUGGUUACUGUUUUUUACUUCCCUCUGGAAAGUUGUUUCUUUAAAUAAAUACUGAAUAAAACAUUUCUGUUGCAAUUUUUUGUUAUUAUUGGGUAUCUUAAAUACUGUCACCGAGUAGGCUGAUAACCGUGGACCUAAGAUCCAUAGGUAAGGCUGUACAUUGCAAGAUGAAUGUUCAAUACACUGUUGGUUGAGUAGUGAACUUAAUGUGGCUAGUUUCACACCGUUUUCAAAGUCCCCCCAAUAAGUGCAUUGACCAUAAUAUUUGUGAAAACUCUUAACAGUUAUGUCCUGUGGGUGUCACUUAUUUUGACCGAUACCCCAUUUCAUGGGUGAACAAUCUCUAGCUUAGGCUCUACUGUCCAAUAUGAGUUCAACAGUCGACACGUAUUAUAGGCUUAAUGUGGUUAAUUUCAUACUGGUUUUAGAGUUGCACUGUAAGAGCUAAGAUGCUAAUAUUUGUGUAAACUCAGUUGUGUUCUGUGGGUGUCACCGAGUAGGCUGAUACCCCAUUUCAUGGGUGCACAAUCUCUUGUAUAAGCUGUAUAGUAUGCCCCCAAAGCAGAUGUGGGGAUUUCAAGUUUUUUUUCUGUUAAUUAACAAUUGUAUUUCAUUUUGUUUAGCCAUAUCUAGUCCAACUAUGGCUUGAUUCUACUGUUUGGAAGGCUCCUGCGUGGUGCAGCGGUCUAAGGCACUGCAUCUCCGUGCAAGAGGCGUCACUACAGUCCCUGGUUUGUAUCCAGGCUGUAUCACAUCCGGCUAUAUUUGGAGUCCCAUAGGGCGGCGCACAAUUGGCCCAGCGUCGUCCAGGUUUGGCCGGGAGCCAGUGAGUGUGGUGUUCAAGGUGUACUGUCUGUCAGUGAUGACAAUGGUGGCAGCAACUUACACUGUGGUAUUACGAUACACAAGGACCAUAUCAUCAACAGCUAUGUACUUCUCUACAACAGCAGUAUGCGUCACAGAGGUUAUUAAAUUGUUCUUGAGCCUUGGGAUGUUGACCAAAGAAGCUGGCAGCUUUGGCAGGUUAAAAGCAUCCAUAGUUGAACAUGUGUUUCAGUGUCCAAAAGAGCUGCUGAAACUGAGUGUUCCCUCUGUGGUCUAUGCGAUUCAGAAUAACAUGGCCUUCAUAGCCCUGAGCAAUCUUGAUGCAGCUGUGUAUCAGGUGACCUAUCAGUUGAAGAUCCCGUGCACAGCCCUAUGCAUGGUCCUAAUGCUGAACCGCUCUCUCAGCAGGCUGCAGUGGUUGUCUGUCUGCAUGCUGUGUGGGGGUGUUGCUUUGGUCCAGUGGAAACCUGCAGAGGCCACUAAAGUCCAGGUUGAGCAGAACCCUUUUUGGGGGUUCAUGGCCAUUGCUAUCGCUGUAUUCUGCUCCGGAUUUGCAGGUGUGUACUUUGAGAAGGUCCUGAAGAGCUCAGACACAUCCCUAUGGGUGCGGAACAUCCAGAUGUACCUGUCUGGCAUCGUGGUCACCCUCGCUGUUGUUUACAUGACUGAGGGUACUCAGGUUAUACAGAAAGGCUUCUUCUACGGUUACACGCCUUGGGUGUGCUUUGCAGUUUUUCUGGCCAGUGUGGGUGGUUUGUACACAUCAGUGGUGGUGAAAUACACAGACAAUAUCAUGAAAGGCUUCUCUGCUGCAGCCGCCAUCGUUCUCUCUACUGUGGCAUCUGUCGCUCUGUUUGGGCUACAGAUAACUGUUAACUUUGCCAGUGGAGCAAUGCUAGUGUGUAUCUCCAUAUACCUGUAUGGACUCCCAAAACAAGACACCACCAAGCUUCCAAGAGCAGACAAGGAUGCCAAGCAGAAACUGAUCACUGUUUGAGGCCUGGAAGAACUUAAACGUUUAUGGCCUUUCCUGACCACUGACCUGCCCGAGGCCCUCUGUUGCGUAUAGAAUAGUGUCGGCAAGGAACUUUAAUUUAUCAUUUAAUGCUGGAGCAUAAAUUAAGGGAAGGGAUUUUAAAAUACACUUCAAUAUUCUGUGGCAAUUGUGGAGCUGAGGCAUAGAAAUUACCUGUUUUUUUUUUUUUUACUGUGUUACUGCUGUUAUGAAUCUUUGUCAGUCAUUCCACUUGUCACAGUACUAAAUGUAUAUACACAGCUGACAAUCUCAUAUUGUUGUAGCUGUCGUUAUCUAUAAUACAAUCUUGAGUCGUCUGUUUUGAACAUUCAAAAUACAUUUGUUGACCCUCAAUGUUAAUGGCAAUAAAUCUGAACUGUUAUGCAUUG
Molecule: messenger RNA, 6176 nt
Organism: Oncorhynchus mykiss (rainbow trout)
Lineage: Eukaryota; Metazoa; Chordata; Actinopteri; Salmoniformes; Salmonidae
Source: RefSeq, a predicted model, not a curated record